GCGACCUACACCAAACUUUCGUCGAUUCAUUUGGCUUCUACUGCAGGUCACCAUGAGAUUGCUAAGCUACUCUUGGAGAAAGGUGCAGACGUUGCGGCUCUUACUGAUCGAGGAUGGACACCACUCCAUACAGCAUCGCGCCUAGGUCAGCUCAAGAUAGUCCAGCUACUCCUGGAUAACGGGGCUGAUCCAACAGCUAUGAAUGCUGACAGGUGGACGCCAAUCUACUUAGCAUCACUUCACGGACGGGUUGAAUUGCUUCAGUUACUCCUCGAUGAGGGGACUGACGCGAAUCUGACAGACUCCCGUGGGUGGACACCAUUACAUGUUGCAGCUUUGAGCGGGCAUACCGAAGUCGCAGGAUUGCUUCUCCAGGACCCCAGAUGCAAGACUGAUGUAAAAGACAAUAUUGGACGGACACCCCUUUUCUACGCUUCAGCAAGCGGACAUUACGCAAUGACCAAGUGGCUGGUCAAUCAAAAUCCACAAGACGUUCACAUUGCGGAUUGGUAUGCUUCGACCCCAUUGUCUGCAGCAUGCCGCAACGGCCAUGAAGAAAUCGUCAAACUUUUGCUCGUCCUCGAUAAAAACUCAAUAAAAGUCGGGACAUACUUGAUAGGAGCAUCAUGUGGUGGGCGAGGAAGAGUGGACGCGCACAAAUCAUCCGCUUAG
Messenger RNA from Colletotrichum orchidophilum, 672 nucleotides. RefSeq lists its product as uncharacterized. The transcript is spliced from 2 exons. Gene Ontology annotation, molecular function: protein binding. The record is from RefSeq and is a predicted model, not a curated record. The annotation marks the transcript as partial. Lineage: Eukaryota; Fungi; Ascomycota; Sordariomycetes; Glomerellales; Glomerellaceae.